CGACCUCCGAGAAGGCAAGGCAAGGAAGGAAAGGGGAUGGGGGUCUGGACAGGUUGGGGGAGCUGGACGGGGUGAGAGGGAGCCCCAGUUUUAUUCCUUUUCUCUUUGUAGGCCUUGUGGUUGUGGUGUGGAGGAAGGAAGCCGUCCGAGUGUGAUUGGAAGGAAGGGCUGCUGGUUUGCAGGGAUCAGGGGUCCAUAGGCCAGAGGUUGAGUCAGGAGCCUCAAAGGGUGCUCCUUGGCCAGGACUAGGUGGAUGGAUGGUCAGCUAGCAGGGGAUCGUGGGAUUCAGGCAGAAACCCGGACAGGUCAGCUCGGCUAGGGAUCAGCAUAGAUGAGAGAGGGCAGCCCGAGACAAUUCUGGCUAGGAGACAGUCCAGGGCAGCCAGUCCAAGGAACAGUGGCUAGUCAGGCCCUCCGUCUAGGUGGGCUGCUGAGGUCAUGGGCUGGUUCCAUGGUGAUGCAAGCCCCUGUGGAGUGUAUCCUCCACUAUAGCUAAGCCCAAGUGGGUGUGACACCCCAGGGGCAGAGUCCCCAAGCGACAGAGACUGAGACCUCAUUCCCUGGCUGGGGAAGGGUGAUGCCCAGACUUCAGGCUGGAGACCAUUCUUCCCAAACCGAGAGAGCAGGUCCAAGGGGAGGUGCCUGGGAUGGUCAGUCAGUGAGAGCCGGUGAGCCAGCCACCUGUCAGCAGGAAAAACAUUUCCCUGGACACGGCGGGGUGCUCCACUGGGCGGCCAGAUACCGACCUUGUUAGCUGGAAGCAGUCAACGUCUGCCAAAUAAUCAAAAAGCCAGCCGGAGAGGGUCAGUUAGAUGUGCCAUCGGUCAGGGGCAAAUAGCCCACUUUACCUUUAGUUAGGGACAUUCAGGUGGUAGAAGACAGGCAGACAGCCUGUGGCUGUUACCUGGGAGAUGGUUGGCCAGUCAGCCAGACCUCUGGCCAGGCCAGCUGGGCCUUCAGCCUGACCGAGACGGAACCAGCAACAGAGUCCGUUGGGGCCACCAGGGGCCAGGAGACUGGAAAUUGAAGUGCACGGAGAAGCAGCUGACGGAUCACACAGCCAGGGACGGAGUCGGGGGGUCACCCUGACCCACACACAGGACCACCCUCGACAGCUGGCCGGAAGUUCAGGUGACCAGCCUGUCACUGUGGUGGCUGGAGGCAGGUGGCUGGUCCGUCUGAGCAGCCCACGCCCUGGACAGUGUGACUAUCAGGACGCGGAGCCAGGGACCUUCACGGAGCGGCCCUGGAAGCCUUGGCCGGCCGCAGAGAGUCGGCCUGGCAAGAGACCCCCAGAUGGUCAGUCCCCCAGAGACGGCCGAAUCUUCAGACACCCAGCCUCACGGUCCUCCCACCCGAGCAGCCCAAUGGCAGCCUCCCAGCUGGCAGCGCUGGAAGGAGAAGAGUUGGGGGCCACGGGGCUGCCCUUGACCGAGGCCAGCCCUGGCUUCCUGUAUUCCGAGGGCCAGCGGCUGGCGCUGGAGGCUCUGCUGAGCAAGGGCGCCGAGGCGUUCGAGGCCUGCGUGCAGCGCGAGGGCCUGCGGCCCUUUCUGAGCGGGGAAGAGCUCCGGAGCCUGGCGGCGGCGGCUGAGGACUGGACCACAUCCAAGCAGCCGCCCAGCAGGGCAGCAGAGGGAGCCCCUGCCACCAUUUGGGACUCGGGCAGCAGCCUGACUUACUGGCCCGGACGGUCAGACGAGCUGGCGCCCACGCUGCGGCUGGGCUGGCCAGAGGUCCCAACCUGGAAGGGAAUCACCCGGGCGCAGCUGUACACCCAGCCACCCGACGAGGGCCACCCGCCCCUCAAGGAGCUGGUGCGCCAGGAAAUCCAGGCUGCCUGCAAGCUAGUGGCCGUGGUCAUGGACAUCUUCACUGACCCAGACCUGCUUUUGGACCUGGUAGACGCCGCGACCCACCGCUGGGUGCCUGUCUACCUGCUCCUGGACUACCAGCAGCUGCCUGCCUUCCUGACGCUGGCCCAGCGGCUGCGGGUGAACCCCUGGGCCACUGAGAACCUAGAUAUCCGUGUUGUGCGGGGCUGCAGUUUCCAGAGCCGAUGGCGACGGCAGGUGAGCGGCAACGUGCGGGAGAAGUUUGUGCUGCUGGAUGGCCAUAGGGUCAUCUCUGGAUCCUACAGCUUCACGUGGAGCGACUCUCGCCUGCACCGCGGUCUGGUGACCCUGCUGACCGGCGAGAUUGCCGAUGCCUUCAGCCGAGAGUUCCGGACACUGUACGCGGCCUCCUGGCCACUCCCGUCUGCGCCCACCUGGGGCCCCUUCGUCAGCACCGUGGGGGGGCUGCAGCUGGCUCACAACCCCCACCGUGUGGCCCGCCGCCGCUCUGUGGCCCCCAUGUCACCGCCGCCACCCGACGGCCCCCUGGCCCGACGCUUGGCUGCCUGCCGGGUCUUUGAGGGGGACAGGCAGGAGACCCCGGCCGCCCCAGGGCCGGCACUGAGCGACAUCCUGAGGAGUGUCCAGCGCGCCCGGACCCCCAGCGGCCCCCCGGCCCGGCCCAGCCGCUCCCUGUGGGACCUGAGCCGCCUGUCCCAGCUGUCCGGCUCCAGCGACAGUGACAGUGAGCCCAAGAAGUCCUGGGGCUCCAAGGACACCCCAGCCAAGGCCCUGAUGAGGCAACGGGGCACCGGAGGGGCCCCCAGGGGUGAGACAGAACCUCGUCCUCUGAGCCGGUCCCAGCCCUGGGGCAGCCCCCUGCCCCUCCUCCCUGCACGCCACCUCCGCUAUCUGUCCCCGACCAGAAGGAGGUUUGGUGAAGAUGCUGCCUCCAAACUCCUGGAACCCCGAGGCUUCCAGCAGCCAGAUCGGGCCGCCUGGGCAGGACUCAAGGGGCGACCGUGACAGGAGCCAAAGCCACAUGGGGCCCACCUGUCUCCCAGCGGCUCCAAGCCCCCCGCCUCUGAGUCGAGGCGUGGACAAUGCUUCUGGCCUGGGUGUCUGGAAAUCGGAAGGGAUUUUUUUCUCUUUGUUCUAGAACCUGGGCAAGCCCAGUGCUCACUCUAGAGGCCAGUGUCACAGUUUAGGAAAUGGGCAGAAAGUCUCGAGUAGCUGGGAUCCUAGAACAUCGCAUAUCCUACCUCUCUGCGGACAGGCCUGGCAGAAUGGCCCCGGUGCUGGAAUUGUGUGGGGUGAAGGUGGCGAGUCCGUGGGACAAAGUGGGGGAGCUUCCGGUACCCACCAUGCUCAGGAGCUGUGGGUAAACAGCUUGGCAAGGGACAGUGUGGGUAAACAGCUUGGCAAGGGAGAGGACAGAAUCCAAUCGAGGGAGUGGGGCUGACUAAUGAGGGCCUGGAAGUUGGUGGGGGUCAGGGCCAGGGGGGCUGGGACUGUUUUGCGGGUGCUAAGCGCUGAGUUGCUGGGGGCUCAUUUACCUCUGCUCAGAAUAAAGCUGCUUGA
This is a messenger RNA of Zalophus californianus (California sea lion), 3413 nucleotides long. RefSeq names its product family with sequence similarity 83 member E (gene SACK1E). The record is from RefSeq and is a predicted model, not a curated record. The transcript is spliced from 5 exons. Lineage: Eukaryota; Metazoa; Chordata; Mammalia; Carnivora; Otariidae. Bases 1368 to 2858 code for a protein of 496 amino acids.